AUCAACUGGACGGGGUUCACACACAAGACACGCGCCGACCCACCCACACCACCCACGGCAACCCAACGCAACCCACUGACCCACGCAAGAGCCAUGGGUAUGGCCGGGCACGCGUUUCUACUCCUCCUCUGUGCCCUGGCCGCUGUCGUGAGCGCGGAUGAGCAGAGCUCUGGGCACUACCUGGUGUUCGUGCCGUCCGAGCUGCACGCGCUCUCAUCGGAGCGGCUCUGCGUCUCGCUGCUGGGCGUGACCGGGGAGGUGACGUUUCGGGCGACGCUCCACUACAAGGACUCGCGUGACACGAGCCACGUGGCACAGAACCACACCGUGGUGGGAGAGGUGGAUGCGGGGGUGCUCCUCCAGCCCAGCGGCGGUGACCUCCACCACUGCUUCUCCUUCACGGUCCCCGACGUCCAGGGGACGACGUACGCCAACCUCGUGGUGCGAGCGGCCGGCGAGGGGCUCAACUUCACCAAGACGCACGCGGUGGUGGUGCGGAAGGCCAAGGACGUCGUCUUCGUGCAGACGGACAAGCCCGUCUACAAGCCCGGCCAGAGCGUUAAAUUCAGAGUGGUCACCUUGGAUGAGAAUUUUGCAACCGUCUUGAAAACGUACGCUCUCAUAUAUAUCGAGGACCCGCAGAGAAACCGCAUCGCGCAGUGGAGGAACGCGAGCGGCCGGGCGGGCAUCGUGCAGCUCGAGCUGGACAUGCCCUCCGAGCCGCCACUGGGCACCUACAACGUGAUGGUGGUGGAGCAGAGCGGCGGAGACUCCGUCGCCUCGCACACCUUCACCGUGGAGGAGUACGUGCUCCCAACUUUCGAGGUCUCCAUUCAGACGCCAUCCUACCUGAACUAUCUGGAUAAGAGUGUCACUCUGAAAGUUUGUGGCAGGUACACGUAUGGGAAGCCAGUGCACGGUGCUGUGAAUGCAAGCGUGUGCAUUCAGGGCCAGCCCAGGUUCUGGUGGCGGGAAGAAUGCAUCAUUCCAGUCUGCAACGAGUUCUUCAUGAAAGUGGGGAAGGACGGAUGCGCGGAGUGGCAAGUGGACAACGCCAAGCCAAGCAACGCCUCCUGUCACACGACGCACGUUCUGAAAGUCGUGGCUGUGCUGGAGGAGGAGGGAACAGGAAUGAAAAUGAAACAGAAGGCAGAGAAGAACUUUGAGACGGACAUAACCCGGAUCUCGUUCGUCGACAUGCCCUCGUGGUACCGACACGGGCUUCCAAUUGUGGGAAAGGUGAAGGUGGAGAGGCCUGAUGGCAGUCCGGUCCCACACAAACUCGUCAGCCUGAUCGUGAAGCAAGGCAACGCCGCUCCUCCCGGAAGCCAGCACCACACCGGGGCAGAUGGAACGUUCACUUUCACCAUAGACACGGGCGACUUCAAUAGGUCCGACACGAUCUUCCUGGAGGCCACAGACCCCGAGUUCAACUCGACCGCCCAUCCGAGUGUGACCUACCAGCAGGGUUACAGCACCAUCAGCGCGUUCUUCUCGCCCAGCGACAGCUUCCUCCAGCUGGACCGCGUCGCUCACACGCUCGAGUGCGGCUCCUCCGUCUCUCUGCGCCUGCUUCUGGUGCUGAAAGAGAACAGGAGCAGCGCCGGUGACGGCCACGCGGGAGGAGUUGUGCGGCCCGUUAUCAAUGUUCUGGUCAUGUCAAGAGGAAAUAUCCUGCACACGGAGUCCUUCACCAUGGACAACGUGUACCUGGGCAAAGCGCAUUCCCAUCACUUUCAGCUCAAGGUUAAACACAGCUUCGCACCGACGGCCCGACUCCUCGCAUGGAUGGUCUUCAACAACGAGACGGUGGCUGACACGCUUGCCCUGCCCGUGCACAAGUGCUUCCCCAACAAGGUGUCUGUGGGAUUUGAGCACGAGCAGGAACUUCCGGGAGCCAUGUCCACUCUGUCGAUCCGUGCGUCUCCCGGUUCUCUGUGCGCGCUGCGCGUCGUCGACAAGAGCGUCCUCCUCCUCAAGCCCGAAGCUCAGCUGUCGGCCGAGUCGAUUUUCCAAAGGCUUCAGGUGCAGGACCUCACUUACUACGACUACGGAAUCGAGCGGUGGGACUGCAGCCCGGAACACUAUCGACGGCGCAAACGAUCGUACGGUGUAUGGAUGGAUGAUUUCCAAAAUAGCGUGCAUCGGCUGUUCAAGGGCAUGGGCCUGGUGGUUCUGACCGACACAACCGUGAAGAGGUCGGUGGAUUGCCAUCAGCUGAUGCACCAUCGACAUCGCAUCGCCUAUUCCAUGGAAACUGUCGCAAGCCCAGGUCUGAGGUUCAGUGAUCGUGGAAAUAUUAGUCCCGUGGGGCAAGGCGGAGCGAUGUUCAAGACUGUGAAGGAGACCGUUAGAGAAUAUUUCCCGGAAACGUGGAUCUGGGAUCUCUACCCAGUCAGUGAGUCUGGCUUGGAGCAGGUGGCGGUAAAGGUGCCAGACUCCAUCACCGAGUGGAAGGCCUCGGCAUUCUGCUCGUCGCCGGCGGGCUUCGGCCUCUCCGAGGUCUCCUCGCUCCGAGUCUUCACCCCGUUCUUCGUCGAACCCGUGCUGCCCUACUCCGUGGUGCGCGGCGAGACCUUCCCGCUCGCCAUCAGCGUCCACAACUACUUGCACAGCUGCCUCAAGAUCGAGGUGACGCUGCUGGACUCGGAGCACUUUGCGGUGGCCGCGGGAGGCCCCCGUGGCGCCGCGAGCUGCGUGUGCCCCGACAGGAAGGGCCUCUUCAGCUUCCUCAUCGAGCCGCUCGCCCUGGGCACGGUGAACGUGAGCGUGAGGGCGGCGGCGGUGCACAGCGAUGAGCCCUGCGGGAACGAGGUGGUGGUGGUGCCGGAAGAGGGGGCCGUGGACACGGUGGUGCGGAGCGUCAUCGUCGAGCCGGAGGGGAUUCCAAAGGAGCUUGCAUACAGCUCUCUCCUGUGCCCCAAAUCGCCAGCGUCCGAGCGCUUCGUCUUCAACCUGCCCCUGCCGGCCAACGUGAUCGUGGGCUCUGCCCGGGCGUACGCCACUAUCGCCGGGGACAUCAUGGGCUCUGCUCUCCAGAACCUGGACAAACUCCUCACCCUGCCGACGGGAUGCGGGGAGCAGAACAUGGUCAAGUUCGCGCCCAACAUUUACAUCCAGGAGUACCUGCAGAACUCCGGGCAGCUGACGGACGCGGUCCGAGACAAGGCGCUCAACUUUCUACGAGUUGGGUACCAACGGCAGCUGACCUACAAACGGGACGACCAUUCCUACAGCGCGUUCGGAAAGAGCGACGAUGAUGGAAACACAUGGCUCACGGCGUUUGUGCUCAAGUCCUUCGUGAGAGCCUCCAAGCACAUCGCCGUAUCCGAGGACCACAUCACCGGGCCGUUUUCCUGGCUCGUAGAGCACCAAAACGCCUCCACCGGCUGCUUCAUCAGCGUCGGACGGCUCUUCAACAACGCCAUGAAGGGAGGCGUGUCGGACGAUGUCUCGCUCACGGCCUACGUCACCGCCGCUCUCCUCGAGUCCAACAUCUCCGGCCCCGUCGUGGAGCGAGCUCUGGGCUGUCUCCGUCCCCUCGUGCUCGAGUCCAGCAACCCGCACCUGCUGGCGCUCGCCUCCUACGCCUUCAGCCUGUCCGCAGACGGCGCCACGGCACAGGCGCUGCGAGACGCCCUGCAGUCGCGCGCCGUCACCAAGGGCGGACUCACGCACUGGCAAGAGGCCAAUAAGAAAGACGACAAGGACGAGGAGGACGAGGAGGGGGGCUUCAAUUUCCGACGGUCCUACGGCGGGACCACGUCGGCCGCCGUGGAAACGACGGCGUACGCGCUGCUGAGCCGCCUGGCGGUGCCCGGGCAACUCGCCGCCUCGGCGACGAGCUCCAACAUCGGCGUCGUGCAGUGGCUGAGCAAGCAGCGGAAUGCCUACGGGGGGUUCUCGUCCACGCAGGACACAGUAGUUGGCCUGCAAGCCCUGUCAGCCUUUGCCGCCCUGAUGCAUGGUGGUGGUGGUGGCGGUGGCGGUAGUGGCGGUAUCAAGGCGGUCGUGCUGGACUCAGCUCACACUUUGCUCCGGGAGGUCUCCAUCGACUCCACCAACGCCCUCAUCCUGCACCAGGUGCAGCUGCCUCCUCCUGUUCCUGCUCCCAUGGUGUCCUCCUGCACCGUGGAGGCCACGGGCCAGGGCUGCGUGCUCUUCCAGGUCUCCCUCAAGUACAACGAACCCCCCAAAUCUUCGAAACCCAAGUUCAUUCUCUCCGUGGAGACCAACCCGGCAAAUUGCUCCAAGGCAGCACGCAAGGGCUUCCAAAUCAACGUGGAAGUCAGCUACCACGGCGAGCGAGGCGAGUCGAACAUGGCCCUCGUGGAGGUGAAGAUGAUCUCCGGGUACAGCGCGGUGAAGUCUUCUCUUAAAGAGCUGCAGACCUUCUACGACUUCGUGAAGAAGGUCGAGGUGGAUGCAAGCCGCGUGGUCAUUUACCUGGACAAGGUCGACAAGAAGCCAAUUGCGAUCAAGCUGUCCGUCACUCAAGACAUUGCCGUGGAUAACCUGCAACCUGCCACCGUCAGAGUCUACGAUUACUACGCCACAGAGGAUGCAGCCACGUCCAUGUACAGCGCCCCGUGCACUCAUAGCCAGUGAGACAGCAGCGGUCGCUUGGCAACCAGAGCACAGGAAGCAUCAGCACGCGGUCAGCCUUCUCAACGCUGCCACCGCUCUGCGGUUUCUUCCCAUCAUUGCCUCUGAACGUCGCUUGUGUAUCAAACGUCGCUUGUGUAUCGAUGUGGCAAGACGUGCAGCUACCCAAUAAAAAACCCCUUUCGAGG
Messenger RNA from Lethenteron reissneri (Far Eastern brook lamprey), 4793 nucleotides. Its product is annotated as alpha-2-macroglobulin-like. Gene Ontology annotation, molecular function: endopeptidase inhibitor activity. The record is from RefSeq and is a predicted model, not a curated record. Gene Ontology annotation, cellular component: extracellular region. NCBI's taxonomy places the organism in Eukaryota, Metazoa, Chordata, Hyperoartia, Petromyzontiformes, Petromyzontidae.